AUGUGCUAUUACUUAGGAAAUAUUUGGGCAUCCUGCCCUGAUGGCUAUCGUGAGUAUCGCUGCGAGUCUCCUUGCAAUUACGGCACUAUAAUGCAUCCUUGUGGAGUGUCUUCCCACCAGUUCAUCUACGUACAAUCGUUGGCCGAGUGUCCUUGUCCAAACUGCAGGUUUCGGAGAGGACCUGUUCCGUCAGUAGCCCAGGCAAUCUGGAUGAAGAUUCUGGAUCAAGUGACACUGAGGUUGGAAGUGAAGGAUUUAAUUGUGGAGAUGGAUGGGGUGGAGGCUGUGCAUGUGGAAGUGGAGGUUUUGGGGGUGCAGAACGCAGAGGCCCUGGUCGUAGGGGAGGAACUGAAAGGCGUGGAGUUGGAAGAGGUGGAAUUGGAAGGGGUAGACGCCGUGCAGGCAGACUCUCGUCCAAUCAAACCAGAUAGAAUCCAGGAAGUUCCGACUGACACAAUGAUGAUAAUGGGGGACGAACCAGUGGAUCUCACGCAGCUCACACGGUCCAGGGUCCAAGCAGGCAAACAAAUGGAUCCCAAAGCAGAUGCAGUACUAGAGGAUUAG
Molecule: messenger RNA, 564 nt
Organism: Botrytis byssoidea
Lineage: Eukaryota; Fungi; Ascomycota; Leotiomycetes; Helotiales; Sclerotiniaceae
Exons: 2
Coding region: 1-564 (187 amino acids)
Source: RefSeq, a predicted model, not a curated record